Molecule: messenger RNA, 1733 nt
Organism: Nymphalis io (European peacock)
Lineage: Eukaryota; Metazoa; Arthropoda; Insecta; Lepidoptera; Nymphalidae
Product: motile sperm domain-containing protein 2-like
Exons: 1
Coding region: 97-1443 (448 amino acids)
Source: RefSeq, a predicted model, not a curated record
UGUCAAGAAAGAAGACAGUUUUUAACUUUUGAACUUUAAAAUUAGUUUUGUUAUUCGUAUAGUUUUUUUAUAUAAUUAUGCUGUAAUACAUUGAAUAUGGCUAAAAUAGCGGAAAUAAGAUUAUUAUUCGAAACGAAAAUUAAAGAUGGCAUCCCCGAUCCGCCUGGCCCUUUCGAUCCGCGAGACUUGGAAAGAGUUAAAAGUGAUAAAUAUUUAUAUCGCGUGCUAGAACAUUCCCAGAAUAACGUUCAGCAAGCUGUCCAAAUGCUAUACGACAUAAUGGCAUGGAGAAAAACAAAUAAAGUCAACGAUAUAAACGAAGAUACGGUGAAUAUAGACUACUUAAAAGAAGGGAUAUUUUUCACUCACGGUAGAGACAUAGACAGCUGUUUAUUGUUCAUUUUAAAGUCUAAGCUUUACAUAAAAGGCACUAAAAAUAUAGAGGAAGUGAAGAGAGUUGUUAUUUAUUGGCUGGAACGCAUUGAAAGAGAGGAAGACGGUAAAAAGAUAACUUUAUUCUUCGAUAUGGACGGCUGUGGUCUUAACAACAUGGAUAUUGAAGUUAUAAUGUACAUGAUAACUUUAUUAAAAAACUAUUACCCUUAUCUCAUCAACUAUAUCAUAGUUUUUCAAUUACCGUGGAUACUGUCAGCGGGUUUUAAGAUUAUUAAGGGUAUACUUCCCACAGCAGCCGUAGAACGGCUUAGAAUGGUUAAUAAAGACAAAUUGAAGGAAUUAGUCGCUCCAGAGCAAGCUUUAAUUAGUUGGGGCGGGAGAAAUGAUUAUAUUUUUAAAUUCAUUCCAGAGAACAGAGUUAAUGUUGAUAAAACUAUGAAAAGUGUUACAUUUGCUGAAGAUGAUAGUCAACAUUCACCUGGAGAAAUGUUAAGCUUGAAUCCUGGUAAAUUAUUAAUGUUUAAAUUUGAAAACGAUAGGAUAGUUGCUCAAUUGACCAUUAUGAAUAUGGACGAGAGUUGUAUAUCGUUUAAAAUAAGAACUACGGCUCCCGAAAAAUAUACUGUUCGUCCGAGUUCCGGUGUACUGGCAAGUAAGACUUCACAGACUAUACAAAUUAUUGUGAGCUCAGGUUUCCAUAUAACAUCUGUGGUGAAAGAUAGAUUCUUAGUUGUAUCUAUGCAAGUUCCGAGUUCAAAUAUAUCUCCGAAAGAAUUAAAUAAGAUUUGGAAAAAUGCUAGCAGCAAGGCUGAUGAAUAUAGACUUAAGUGUUCCUGCAUAGAUAUUGCAGAUAAUAAAAAAAUUGAACCGAGUCAAGAUCCUGAAUCAAUUGUUUUUAAGUUAAAUAACUUGCAAAACAAUCACAAUAUGCUUGUAAAAAGUUUGGAUAUGCUUCGGAUGUAUCAACUGAUCUCUCUGUUUCUUAUUUUUCUCAGCAUUGUUUUAGGUUAUUUUUCAUUUAAAAAUAUAAAGCAAUGUCAGUAUUGAUGCAUAACGGCUCAAAUUAUAUAUUUGUUAAGUAUUUUCAUCACAAUUUUAUGAAAUAUUUAAUUAUAUACAAAUUUAUGUUUUAUUAAAAAUAAGUGUUUGCUAAGUGGUCAGAAUACAACCAUAAUUGUUAUUAAAUAUUUACACAACAUAUUUAAAUUUGUAUAUUUUUAACUUUUUUUUUUUUUAAACUAAAGCUCAUUGAUAGCUUACAAACAAAAAAAAAACAACAAAACAAAAGAUACUGAACUGAAUAUACAACAAUCUUUGCCUAUUCGUAAGUAUAUACA